AUGGAACUUCGUUCUAAGAUGACCAAGGAGGUUGAUAAAGUUGAUCAAAACUAUUUCAAUCUUUAUACUAAGAUUGAUAUAGUUGUUGAUGUUGUUAUGAAGAUUGUUGAGUUUUGCAACUCUCUUCUCACCAAAUUCAAUUUGAAGUCUGAGUCUGAUUCUAAGCAUUUUGUUAAACUAGAAGAGUUAUUGAGGAAUGUAAAAGAGUUAAUUUCGAAACUUGUUGUUUCUGCUUCAUCUUUGGUUUCUCAAGAAUCAUUUUCCCAAAUGUUUUCUUUGUUGGAGUCAAACCUGAGGGUUGAUCUUGCUCCUCUUUUAAAGUUGGUUAAUUUUAUGCCAUCUGAUGCCCCACUAAUUAAAAUAGGGGUACAAGAGCGAGAAAAGUGUGGUGGUUCUAGUGUUUCAAAAGGUGUUGAUACUGGUUCGUCAAAUGAUCAUUCUCAAGGAAGUGCUAUACGAAAAGUAAUGAGUACACAGCUUCCUACUUUGCUUCCAACUUCCUUGUCAACUACCUCAACUAUCAUGAAUUCGAAUCCUUUAACCAAAGGUAUUACUAUUGGUUCUUCUGCUGGUGGAUCAAAUUCGAAGCCACCUCCAUUAAAGAAAGAAAUGGAAGGAAAAGGGAAGGGUAUCAACACUGAUCCAACUAAAGAAGAUAAGAAGAUUGUCUUGGAAAAGGAAAUUGUAAGACAAAGGCAAAUCGAAAGUAUUUUAAGACAAGGCAAGGAGAUCCUCCUGGUCUUGAGAUGGGUGAUCCAACCAAACCAUACUAUUAUGAAACAAUCGAACAGAUUGUUUCACUUGGUAACAUGUAUGAUUGUCUGA
Messenger RNA from Lactuca saligna, 825 nucleotides. Lineage: Eukaryota; Viridiplantae; Streptophyta; Magnoliopsida; Asterales; Asteraceae. The record is from the annotation of a GenBank genome assembly.